Messenger RNA from Geodia barretti, 384 nucleotides. The record is from the annotation of a GenBank genome assembly. Lineage: Eukaryota; Metazoa; Porifera; Demospongiae; Tetractinellida; Geodiidae.
AUGGUAUUCCAAGAGCCGAUGACCAGCCUCAAUCCCGUUUUCACGAUCGGCUACCAGAUUUCGGAGGCGAUCCGACAGCAUCAAGACCUUCGCGGCACCGCUGCACGGAACGCUGCAGUCGAGAUGCUCGACCUCGUGGGCAUCCCGGAACCCGCGGCGCGUUACGAUGAAUAUCCGCACCAGAUGUCCGGCGGUAUGAAACAACGCGUCAUGAUUGCGAUGGCACUCUCCUGCCGUCCAGGGCUCCUCAUCGCCGAUGAACCGACAACCGCACUGGAUGUUACCAUACAAGCACAGAUCCUUGAACUCAUCCAACGCCUCCAGCAAGAGCUGCAAAUGGCGGUGCUGUUGAUAACACACGACUUGGGGUUGUUGCCAAUAUAG